This is a messenger RNA of Cheilinus undulatus (humphead wrasse), 5986 nucleotides long. RefSeq names its product adherens junctions associated protein 1 (gene ajap1). The transcript has 6 exons. Bases 474 to 1667 code for a protein of 397 amino acids. Gene Ontology annotation, molecular function: beta-catenin binding. Lineage: Eukaryota; Metazoa; Chordata; Actinopteri; Labriformes; Labridae. Gene Ontology annotation, cellular component: adherens junction; plasma membrane; cell-cell contact zone. The record is from RefSeq and is a predicted model, not a curated record.
AACAAUGUGGGAGAACGUGCGCUGACAUUUCAGCGGCGGGGAUGCCAACCACACGCCUUGUUUUGCUCUCCGCUGCUCUCAUCCUUGUCUUUUCAGUGGGAGAGUAAUGACAGCUUUGCGCGAAGGCAAAGUUUGAGGGUAUUUUUUUGGGUCUCCCACUCACCUGCCCGCCUGCUCGCGUGCACCUCACUCCGUUAAACUGAUAUCACGGAAGAUACUAAGAACUAUUGACGGGCAAGUUUGAAGAGACCUGAUUAUUGUUCUGGUUUAUUUGAAGUGGGAUUUUGCAGAGCCAUUGAAGGUAUCUGAUGUGCGCAACGCUGAAGGAUAUGGCUUAAAGAAUGGUUGCGUUUCUGACAGCUGGAGGAAGGUCCGUCCCUUGAGUGUUUUUAUCAGAUAUUGUCGACUUUGGUGGAAACCCAUCUAAAUGGGAGGAUACCUGCAGGACUGAGUCGGAUUCGGCAGUCGAGAAAAUGUGGGUAAAACGGAGUGUUGCUCGCAGUCCGUCUGCCACGAGGCCAGGCAGCUGUGUGGGGCAUCGGGUGUGGAUUCUGCUGGCCAUGACCCACCUCACCCUGGACUUCUCUGUGUGCAGCCCCCUCAGUCAAGGUCUGGGGAUCAAACUCACCCCUAAAUCAGUGCCUCGCUCACGACCUCGCUGGCAGCUUCUCUGGGACAUGCCCAACAAGCUUCACUGGAGAACAGUAAGUCCAUUGGCCCGCCGGCUCCUGAACCCUGUUCCUCCACCCCAAGACAAUAGGGCAGGGAUAGGGCCCAAAGUCAAGGGUCAAAUGCAUUGGAAGCCAGCAUAUAAAGGACGAGCAGUGUGUAAGGAUUGCCAGUUGAGAUACUCUCCAAAAGAGACAAGUAAUCCUUUGGCUGUAAAAGGGGAUACUCCAGGAGCUUUAUCCAGUGGGAGUACAGGAGACACCGUGAGGUUGUUACUCAGAGCCAAGAGGCAGCUCAAAUUGGAAUAUGACAAGUCUCAGGAGGGCCGGACUACCACAGUGGCUGGAUAUAUCGACUGGGGACCCACAGGGACAGAUAGCAUAGAUGACGAUAGCAAAUUGGAAUUCAAUGUAACGCUGUCCACCAGGGUCUCGUCUACCACAGUGGCCGCAACCACUAGCACUACAACCAGGCUCUCCCAAAGGACGUUCACUGUGGUGACCACACCAGAGACCAAGAGGAUAAGCACCACCAAGGCCACUGUCAGUGUUGGGGAGACUGCCAAACCACCAAAGCCAUAUGGGGACACACCAGGCUUGGCAGUUCACCAGAUAAUCACAAUCACUGUGUCUCUCAUUAUGGUUAUCGCAGCCUUGAUCACAACACUCGUCCUUAAAAACUGCUGUGCGCAGUCAGGAAAUGGCCGCCACAAUAGCCAUCAGCGCAAGAUCCACCAGCAGGAAGAAAGUUGCCAAAAUUUGACAGACUUCACCCCAGCCCGGGUUCCCAGCAAAGUGGACAUAUUCACUGCCUACAAUGAAAGCCUACAGUGCUCACAUGAGUGCGUUCGGACUGCUGUGCCGAUUUACACUGAUGAGAUGAUCCAGCAGACGCCUGUGUACAAAACUGCUUACAAUGGAAACAGGCCUUCCCCCACUGAAAGACAGCUGAUUCCUGUGGCCUUUGUGUCAGAAAAAUGGUUUGAGAUUUCAUGUUGACAAGCUGAAGGCCCUGAUCACUUCCUGUGGGUGGAAGAGACUUCCUCUGUUCACACUCUGGAUCCAGUUGGAAACAAGAAACACACAAAGCGUCUUUUGUAAAAUAGUGUGAUCACUCUUUGGACACUGGUUAAGAUGUUUAUUUUUCUAGCUAUGAUGAGCGGAGCAGCCACAUCGCUGCCAAUCCAUAUUUCCAGGAGCGUGCAGUCAUUUAGUUUUAGAUUAUAUCUAGGUAUAUUUACAGGAGGUGGGGGACAAGACUGUGGACUUCAAGUACAUCUCAAGAAAAAAAAACACUUGACAUAUGAAAAAAGGAAUCCACGGAGCUGCUGUGGGUAGAAGAUGAACUGUAUUUCUGAACAAUGUGCCAAUAAUGCCACUAUGUGCCACAACAUGGAUAGCAGGAAGAUUCAACAACAACUUAUGGACUUAAUGAGUGCUAUAUUAUCCCUGUAUCAACUUCAACUACAUUUUUUAAGAAAUGUGAAAGAUUAAAAAAAUGUGACAAAUGUAUUUGAAUAUGUUUUGAAAUAGUUUUAAGAAAUGUGUUAUAAAAGACUGUAAAAGAUAUUUAUAUGAAGCACUAUUCUAUUAGUAGGGGAAGAUGGAAAAAAGAAACGGUAUAUGCUUUAUUGAAAUGUUGAUUUUAAAAACCUGUUUCUAGUGGUCCCAUUUUAAAAGAGAAUAGUUAUAUCUAUUUUUUUACACAAAAAAAGAGUCUGCCACAGACCUUACAGUAGAGGUCUAAAGCACCAAGGAUCAUGCGCUGUUAAAGCUAGGGUAGGCAAUUUAUACAAGAAGCAUUUUCUUAGUGUCUUUGCAUCCUCAAUGAAUCAAAACCCACAUUAUCUUUGGUUGUUGAAGGCUUGUAGUAAGCCUGUUCAGUCAUUUCAUUCAGCCUGCAUGAAAUGAUUUACCUGCCACUCUACUUGUCUACCUGUGCACUCUGCCUGUAUGCUCACCGGGCAUGACCAGAGUCUUCCACAACUAAAGCUCACCAGCUAGUCACACAAGAAAGCAGAAAGUGAUAGUUUAUAUCUUAGCGUGAUCCCCACUGCAUGUCCAGGCAGUGUUACACAAAAGCUCUUGCUUUUCAUUUCAGCAUGCAUGCUCACAGGUGUAGCAGCCACAUCGCUUGCAGGGGUGCAAAGCCCGUGCAGCACAGUACAAAGAGAGAAUAGGUGGCUCACCCAUUUGGCAGUGCAUGAGUCUCCUCAAAAAUAAGAUUGAAUGACUGGUUAAGGAUCCUGUGGAAAGUGUUGUUUAAAAAACACAAAGUUAAAUGUUCCAAUGUCUUAUUAUCCAUUUGCGCAAAACCCAACAUGAUAAAUUUCACAAUGAUUUAAGACGGUUUAUUUAUGACAAUAAAUAUUGACAAACUUAAUAUUAAGAAACAGUUCUGGAGGCAGAAGCAUAGCAGCACUGGAAGUGACUUGAGGUGCUGCUCUGACAUGCAGUGUAUUCCUAGAAUUACAGCGUGACCUAGCAGUUUGCAACAUGAGGGAGCAUCGAUGUAAAAAUUAGCUUGAUUAUACUGAUUCCUAAUACAAUGUCCUAACAGCCCACGAGCGAAGCAGCAUGAUACAAAUUGUGCCCCAUCGUCUCUCUGUCCCUCAUGUCUACAUGGACAAAGACAAGGGAUUAGGGAGGGACAAAAAUGAAACCAAUUUUUGAGUGCCAUACAGGAAUAUUUUCUUAAUUUUUUCCACUUCUCACAGUGCUUGUUAGCUGGGGGUUGUUGUGCAUUAACAAUCCCCAUAUCCAAGAUUCACAUGAUUAGCACUGACUUUUCAAGUCAGGUCAGCUCUACUUGUACAGCAUGUUUACAGCAGCCUGCUUUGUCCAGUGUGUUUUACAGAGUAAUAUUGAAAGUACUGGUAAAAUCAAUGAAAAUAGAACAUCAUACAUAAUUGUAAAAGUAAUAGGCGACACUAUUUAGCUUACCAUCAUCAGAAGCUGUCAAAAUGAAAGCGCUGGAUGCCAAAUAAGGGAAAUUACAAUUCCCAGGGCAGAAAAGCAAAUAUAUUAGCCAUAGCAAUGUGGACAUAUCUGUGCAUUGUGGAGCCAUAUCUCAUGCUCACGUGCUGUUAAGACAUGGUGCGAGGUUAACCAGAACGCUCUGUUUUCGACUCAAUACCUACUUAUCAUGCAAUCCAACAUUUGUUUAAAGUUGAAGACUGUUGCAUAUUUCUGUUGAUUCUUACUCUUCAUAGCUUCUUCCAAUUUGCCUACCCAAGCUUUAAUUGAGACUCAAAUCCAAGCUGAGAUUAUCACCAAGACAAGUAACUGAAAGCAAAUGGUGCAACGUCAAUCCACUGGCACCCCAGUUACUUAUUAUUUAAAAUGUAUUUGCACCUGAUUCACUUACUGAAGAAAGAAAACAAAAGGUUGCUGUGUUGCAGAACUACUGCGGCAACACUUCCCAUUGCAGCAAAUUCAUGCUCAGACCAAGGGCAGACUGCAUGGAGCUGGACAGGACAUUUAUAUUGCCUCAGGUUUGUCCAGCUCUAGCAUUUUUAGACAAGUGAUGGGUUCUGAUUCAGAUCAGAGGUUAAAAUUCAAAGGGGUAGAACAGAUUCAAUAUGAGCUUCAAAUUAAAAAAACAACAUAAAUUGAAUUGCUAGAGCUACAAAAAUAACGAUAAUUAGUUCCACUUGAUUUAAAUGAAUUAAUUUUGAAACUUUGUGUCUAAAAGAUGGUCAGUGAUAAAGAACAUGUACCGAUUCUUUGAAUGUGGAUUCUGAAAUUGUUCUCAGUUUUAAAGACAUGAAUGAGGGAGAAGGUAUUGCAAAUGAGGUUCCCACAUCAUCAAAAUGUAUUUUUAAUGCAGAGAAUGAAAUUUGUCUGCGUAGUGUUUGAGCCAGGUUUACUCAGUACUUGAGGACAACAUUUCUAGCAUAUCAGACUUUCAGCUAUCACAGCCAGGAAGUUGGUGGAUGUGCACAAAUUUGAAUGUGUUCGUUUGUGCUGAAGGAUGGAGAGCAGAAAUAAAUUACAGACUUAGAAGAAUUAGUUCAAUUUUGUUCUUAUAAAAACCUAAAACAUUUGUCAGUGUGUUCCUGAAGUAAGGGGAUUAUGAAAAACCAAUAAGCUGCUGCCAAAUUGGUUCUAACAAUCUCUUAAGGUAGGAAAAUGGUCAGGGAGAACACUAAAGCUCAUCAAAGAGCCUUCUAGCACCAAUACUUUCACUAUCAACCUCAAGCUCUUGAUGCCAGAUUACCUUUGUCCUAAGCUUUGAGGAAGCCACCCAUGAAUCUACCUUUUAUUGUGCUGUGGAUUUUUACAAAGCACAAUUCAAACUCUGUAAUUGUAAACGUCUUGGGCUGCAGACAGCAAUAUGUAAAGACUGAAUAGGUGUGUUUUAUUGGGUCUCAGCGGUAGAUCUCCAAUAUCUGGCUGACAGGAGUCACUUCCAUUAAUGGACAAAGAAAACAGGUUGUGCUGGUACGAUUGUUAUGUGUAAAUGUGAGCCAUUUAGGAGGUGCAGAGACAGCGUGGGUAAAACACUGUGGUGCAAAAUCUGAUUUUGCCCGUUCAUAACAGGAAAACCAUUGUCAUGAAUGACCCAUACCAAUUCAGCCUCUCAGUGUGUGUCAGGCUGUGGAGUUGCUUCUUUACAUAUAUAUUUUUUUGAAUGAAGAGUGUUAUCUUACUAGAGGGUUAUGAAAAGUUACUGUAUAUUAUACACAUGUAAAUGUAUUUUCUAUAUAUUUGCUUCUAUUUGUGUACAGGUGUGUUUUUCAAGACCUCUCCUUUUUUGGGAAGGUCUGGCUAGGUUGGGGAUAGUGUCUUUGUUUACAUGUGUACAACAGUAUUUCUUUUAAAACACAAAACUAACCUUGUGCCAAGCUUCCUACCUGCACUUUCAAGCAGUACUUGUAUUAUAUAUUAAGGUAACAAGUAUAAUACUCAGUAGACGCUGCAGUAGCUCAGAGACUACGGUGAUUAUCAGUUGGAAUGUGUGAAAGUCACUGAGUGGUUUAAGGAGAUACUGGGAUCACAUCUUGGGUUCUGCUGUUUCAUGGUUGGCAUGGAAAUAAAUGUCUGUUUUUAAACACCAUUUCAACGUGAAUUCUAAUUUAGAUCGGUACAUAAAGGAAGGCCACAAGAAGUUAGGUGAUGUAUUCUGCUGUCAGAGGCAUCUUAACAAGCUUAAAUUGUAAUGGUUUUGUUUGAUGAUUAAGGGAAAUUGGCCACCUUUAUUCAGUUUGGCCUUGCAAGAGCUUUUUGAGUGUUGAAAAAACUCACAUUCAAGAGCAAAAAGGUUGCCAACCACAUUUGUUUAUCCCUUUUUCAAAUCUUUUGAGCAAACUUAGGGA